This is a messenger RNA of Papaver somniferum (opium poppy), 1604 nucleotides long. RefSeq names its product ADP,ATP carrier protein 1, mitochondrial-like. Gene Ontology annotation, molecular function: ATP:ADP antiporter activity. The transcript has 4 exons. Bases 160 to 1323 code for a protein of 387 amino acids. Gene Ontology annotation, biological process: mitochondrial ADP transmembrane transport; mitochondrial ATP transmembrane transport. Gene Ontology annotation, cellular component: mitochondrial inner membrane. The record is from RefSeq and is a predicted model, not a curated record. NCBI's taxonomy places the organism in Eukaryota, Viridiplantae, Streptophyta, Magnoliopsida, Ranunculales, Papaveraceae.
UCUAUAUAACCAACCCCUAAAAAUACCCUAAACCCUCUCUUUAUACUCUGCAAGUGUGCAUUUCUCUUCUUCCUUGUUGUACAUUUUCGAGCAGCGAGAGGAGAGAGGCACUGUUGAAAACCUUAUUCUAGCUCUGAGGGUUUGUAACUUUCAGAAAACAUGUCGGGUGAGAAGCCUCAACAUCCGACUGUGGCCCAGAAAGUAGCUGGCCAGUUCCGUCUCGGUUCCAGCCUUUCACAGGGUGUUGGUUCACUAAAUGGUGCUUUCAACUCUCAAUCCAUGUACCAAAGGCGUUAUGCUUAUGGAAAUACCGACAGGGCAUUCCAGACAUGCCGUGUUAGCCAAGAUUUAUCUUUGGUAAACCCAUGUGCAUCACCUGUCUUUGUACAAGCACCUGCUGAGAAAGGAUUGGCCAGUUUUGCUGUUGAUUUUCUUAUGGGAGGUGUCUCAGCUGCUGUCUCAAAGACUGCUGCUGCUCCAAUUGAGCGUGUGAAGCUUUUGAUCCAGAACCAGGAUGAGAUGAUCAAGUCUGGCAGGCUCUCUGAAUCUUACAAGGGAAUUGGUGAGUGUUUUGGACGAACAAUCAAGGAAGAAGGGUUUGGAUCAUUGUGGAGAGGAAACACAGCCAAUGUCAUCCGUUACUUCCCUACACAGGCCUUGAACUUUGCAUUCAAGGAUUACUUCAAGAGGCUCUUUAGUUUCAAGAAGGACAGAGAUGGUUACUGGAAAUGGUUUGCUGGUAACUUGGCAUCUGGAGGUGCUGCUGGUGCUUCUUCACUUCUUUUUGUCUACUCUCUUGACUACGCCAGAACCCGUCUUGCUAAUGAUGCCAAGGCCGCAAAGAAAGGAGGAGAAAGACAGUUCAAUGGUUUGGUUGAUGUAUACAGGAAGACUAUUAAAUCUGAUGGUGUUGCUGGGCUUUACCGUGGAUUCAACAUUUCUUGUGUUGGAAUUAUUGUCUACCGUGGUCUCUACUUCGGAUUGUAUGACUCUCUAAAACCAGUUCUUUUGACUGGUGACCUAGCGGAUAGUUUCUUUGCCAGUUUCGCUCUCGGUUGGUUGAUCACCAAUGGUGCUGGACUUGCAUCCUACCCCAUCGAUACAGUCCGUAGAAGAAUGAUGAUGACUUCCGGUGAAGCCGUCAAGUACAAGAGCUCUUUCGAUGCUUUCCAGCAGAUCUUGAAGAAAGAGGGACCCAAGUCAUUGUUCAAGGGUGCUGGUGCUAAUGUCCUUCGGGCCAUUGCUGGUGCUGGUGUGCUUUCUGGAUAUGACAAGCUUCAGCUUCUCGUCUUUGGCAAGAAGUAUGGUUCAGGAGGCGGCUAAUUCACACACUUGGGGUGUCUCAUCUUGUUUAGCCACUGUUAAUGAUGAAAAAAGGAUAAACUAUGAGUUCAUUUCACAAGAAUAUGUUUCUUCACUUUUUGGUUUGAAUAAUUCAUCUCUUAGUGUUGAGGGAGUAAACUCCCCAAAACCAUUUUCCUUUGCAGACAAAUUUUUGAUCUUUAUAUAUUAGGGUUAUUGUGGGAGUUUGUAUUUCAGUCUCCCAUAUUUUACAUAUUUGUAGUGUUACCCUUCAAUAUAUUCUCAUUGUCUUUUGGCAUUCA